UUAAAUAAAUAAAAAACUCAGAACUCUGAAACAAAUAUGUAUGUAUGACAAAGGGCAAAACAAAAAGUAAUACUCCCAAACAAUGGCGCCACCCGAAACUCCGACGCUCCACCCCAACAGCGGCGGUUUCUCUUCCCAAACCAUGAUUUUCCACAGCCUCCGCCCCACCGUUUCCCUCCCUCCUCCAACCGCAUCCAUUUCCGUCGCCGGCUACGUUUUCACCCUCCUCCGCCACCACUCCCCCACCCCCUCCUUCCUCGUCGACGCCGCCACGCGCCGCCGCAUCCAGAUCUCCGACCUCCCCGACCUCGUCCGAACCCUCUCCCAAAACCUCCGCCGGAAAUUCAACCUAUCGAAGAACGACGUCGCUUUCGUCAUCUCCCCGAACUCGAUCCACAUCCCCGUACUCUACCUCUCUCUCCUCUCCCUCGGCGUCGUCGUCUCUCCUUCAAACCCCCUCAGCACAGCCUCCGACAUUUCCCGCCAAAUCCACGUCAGCAAUCCGGCUAUCGCCUUCGCCACCUCCGACACCGCCUCCAGGCUGCCGGCGCUGCGCGAGGGCACGGUCCUCCUCGAUUCCCCCGAAUUCGAAUCGCUUCUGCUCCAAUUCCAAAACGACGGCGACGGAUUCGCCCGAAUCGAGGUUUUCCAGAACGACGCCGCCGCGAUCCUGUACUCGUCGGGGACGACGGGGAGGGUCAAGGGGGUGGAGCUCACGCACGGGAAUUUCAUCGCCGCCAUCGCCGGAGUGCAUGUGGCCCGUCCGGUUCGGCCGUUUCCUCCGGUGACGUUCUGUGCGGUUCCUUUAUUUCACGUCUACGGCUUCGGGCUGUGCAUUAGGGAGGUUGCCCUAGGUGGGAGCGUGGUGGUGGUGGCGGCGGCGGCUGGGAUGAAUUUAGAGUCCAUUUUCGGAGCUGUUGAGGAGUUCAAGGUGACGCACUUGGCCGUGGCGCCGCCUUCGGUGGUGGCGAUGGCGAAGAGUGCAGCGGCGGAGAAGUACGAUUUGAAGUCCUUAGAGGCGGUGCUGUGCGGCGGCGCUGCACUGGCGAAUUCGGUGAUUGAGAGGUUCAAUCGAAGGUUUUCCGAUGUGUCUAUACUGCAGGCAUAUGGGCUAACAGAAACAACUGGAGGAAUAACUCGAACAAUCGGGCUGAACGAAAGCCGUGUGACAGGUGGCAACGGUCGUCUCAUGUCCAAUUGCCAAGCCAAGAUAGUCGAUCCCGUCACCGGUCGUACCUUGCCGCCUCUCAAGCAUGGCGAACUUUGGAUAAAAGGCCCUUUUGUCAUGAAAGGGUAUGUGGGAGAUAAAGAAGCAACUGAAGCAAUGGUUGAUUCUGAAGGAUGGUUAAGAAGUGGUGAUAUUUGUUAUUUCAACACUGAAGGAUUCUUGUUCUUUGUUGAUAGGAUGAAGGAAUUGAUUAAAUACAAAGGCUACCAGGUUGCUCCAGCAGAGCUGGAAGAUCUUCUGCUAUCGCAUCCAGCCAUUGUCGAUGCAGCGGUGAUCCCGUAUCCCGACGAAAAUGCAGGUCAAGUACCCGCAGCCUUUGUCGUAAGACAACCGGGAAGCAAUGUAACUAAAUCGGAGAUCAUGGAUUUUGUUGCACAACAGGUAAUUAAAAAAUACAAUCGUUCGAAAUUAUAG
Molecule: messenger RNA, 1642 nt
Organism: Erythranthe guttata (spotted monkey flower)
Lineage: Eukaryota; Viridiplantae; Streptophyta; Magnoliopsida; Lamiales; Phrymaceae
Source: RefSeq, a predicted model, not a curated record